AUGGUCUCUGACCCUCCAAAAUUUAGUUAUCUUUCUCUUUCUCUGACGGCUAUUUCGAAUUUCGCGGAAUCACUUUGAACACGGCAUAAAUUCAACAGAUGAAUGCCGUUUUCAAAGUGCUUUUCGCAAAAUCCAUAAUUAUCUGUGAUCUCCUAAUCUUUUUUCUCUCUUAAGGCUAUUUUCGAAAAUCACUCACACGGCGUUUCUAAUGUAAUAUGUUAUUAGGUCUCAUCUCUAUACGUUGCUGUGCUCUAAAAUUCCUCCAAAUGCUUUGUUUAGUUACAACCAUAAAAUAAAUUGAUGGAAAUUAUUUGGAACAAAUCUGAUGAAAACUACCAGAGACUUUUUGAAAAAACCUUUUGUCCUUAAUUUAAUUUAUUCAGUUUUAGGAAGUAUUUUGAGUUACACAACUCUUAGCGUUUUGUUGUCGUUUUUUUUUUUCGGAAAUUAAUAACGCUUCACUUCUUUGCCUUUUUGUUAAAGUCAUAUUUUUCAGGGAUUAAUUUUCUUCUGAUUUCUGCAGCAUCCUGAAAAUAAGAGAAUGACCGAAGCUGUGAGGAUAUUUUUUUUUAAUUUUUUCUUUUUAAUGAUGGUUUCAGGCCCUUCAAGAAAAAAAGAUCUCGGCAACACUGCCUACAAAGCUAAAGAUUUUGGCAAGGCGCACCAACAUUACGAUAAAGCCAUUGAGUUGGAUCCAAAAAACAUUACGUUUUACACAAAUAAAGCAGGUUUGUUUGUGUUUUUCGAGAAUAUUUUGUUUCUAGUCAAUUUCCAAAUUUGUCAUACUCUAAGUUCUUUACCGUGUUAUUUGCCCAAGUAGAAACUUCUUUUUUUCCCCUAGAAAACACAUUGGAGUUGAUUUUUUUUUUUCGACAGAAAGAGGCAGUUUAGACUAGGGGUUUUCUGAGUGCUUCAUGACUCUCAUUACCGAGGCACACGCAUCAGUAGAAGUCAGGAUUAUAUUUACGAUAACGACCGAAUGAUCCUCUAGCCAGUGUGUUUGAAUCAGUAUUCAGCUCAGGUAUGAGAUAAUUCGUAUAUUUAGCGGUGUUCUACGAAGAAGGCAAACUGGAUGAAUGUGUGGAACAGUGCAAUAAAGCGAUCGACAUUGGUCGUGAAACACGAGCGGAUUACAAGCUAAUUGCAAAGUAUUAUAAAUUGAUUUCUGCUGUUUAUCCUCGAUAUUUCAGAGCGAUGGCUAGAGCUGGCAAUGCGUUCCAGAAGAAGGAUGACUUGAAGCAGGCCCUGAGCUGGUUUGAGAAAUCUCUGUCCGAGUUUCGGGAUCCGGUUGGUUUUUUGCUUUUCACAAACAUCCUCGUAGUGUGGAAUAGUAAAUCACUUACUGUAUAUAAUUUUUUGUAAUUUUGAUCAUUUUGAUUAGAAGUUCAACGUAUAUUUUUCAACUUUCCCUUGUUAACGGAUGACUUGAGCCAUCGAUUAAAGGACCUGGCACGAUAAAAAAAGAAACAGUGCCUGGUUGUUGGAGAGCGCAGACACACGCCAAUCGGCUAUAUAUCAUUAAUCAUGAAAAAUAAUUCUUUGGAAAUAUUUGAUUACUCACAUUGAAACGACUCGACCUGGAAAAAUGUUUGUAGGAACUUGUAAAGAAGGCGAAAGCCCUGGAGAAGAACAUCAAGGAAGCAGAAAGACUGGCUUACGUCAAUCCUGAAAUCGCCAAGAAGGAAAAAGAGUCAGGAAAUGAAUUUUUCAAGGUUUUUUUUUCCAAUUUCAAAGAAGAAAUGUGCGAUAAUUUUUUUUAGAAAGGCGAUUAUCCGACCGCCAUGCGUCAUUACAACGAAGCCGUGAAAAGAGAUCCGCUAAACGCGAUUCUUUACUCGAACAGAGCCGCUUGUCUCACAAAGCUGAUGGAGUUCCAACGAGCCCUCGAGGACUGUGACACUUGCAUCAAGCUCGACCCCAAAUUCAGUCCGUUUGUUUCCACUCGGCGCAGAGUUGUCAAGAUCGGGAACCGCAUGAAUAGGCAAUGUCGAAAAGGGAUCCAUAGGAAUGUUCCUUUUAGGGUUAAAAAAAGGCUCAUUUUUUGCGCCAUUUUAUCAGCUCCUAUGCACCAUUUUUGCUGCCUCUCCCUUCUUCCACCAUUUCUUGAGUCGUUGAUGAUUCUUUAAAAAAAAAUGGAAAGAGACUCUUUUUUCUGUCCUUCUGCGGCCUUUUUUGAGCCUCUCCUUUUUGGCCACCACCUACCAUUGUAACUUUGCCCGAGUAUAUAGGAAAUGCGGUCAGCAUAUCAGAAAAUUUCAAGAAGUUUGGCUAAAUUCAAGACCACGAACAUCAUAAUUUUGAUACGAAAGUUUUUAUCGAGCUGAUUUUUUUUGUUAUAUUGUAAAUUCGAAAUUACUAGUUUUUUUUUUGAAGGCUCACUAGGGAAACAACGCGAACUGGUAAUCGCGGAUAAAGUUCAAACUUUGGUGGUUUAUAGAUCUAGAUAAGGGUACUUGAAAACAGAAUUUCUUAUCUGCUGAACCCAAUGAAAGUUUGAAAGUUUGAAAGUUUUUAUUCAGUCUUCAGAGUAGGUUCUCUGCUGAAUCAUGAAUCGAACCCGAUGAGGUACCGAGAAAAAAGCUUGUUGAAAAUGAACAGUUCAGGCUUGAAAAUAGUCAAAUUUCUGCUUUUCUCCGUCCUAUCAUUUUUGCUGGAAAAAAUUGUUAAUGUUCAUCAUAGCUGGAUCAUACAAGGCAGUUGCAUUUGAAUAUAAAACAAACUAGACCUGUUUUAAAAAAAAAUGAAUUUUUAAUCAUAUAUUCCGUAGUGCCCGUAGUUACAACAAGAAGAUGAGUUUCAAAGAUAGCUUUUUUAAAUCGAGAUCGGGCUGAUUUGACAUAAUUUGAAAAUGUAUAUUUGAUGCCCUUAUCUCCCUCAUUUCCUUGACCCUUUUUGUGAGUAUCUCACCUAUCAAUUUUCGUAUCAAGCCGUGCGUUGUAACAACAAGACGACGUUUCUGUUUUCAGUCAAGGGUUACAUUCGCAAAGCAGCGGCUUUGACAGCAAUGAAAGAAUGGAGCCAGGCUCAGAGGGCCUACGAAGACGCCCUCAACAUUGAUUCGACCAACGCCGAAGCUCAGGAAGGACUCCGAAAUUGCAUCCGCAACAAUGACGAAGACCCAGAAAAGGUUUUCUCGAAUUUUUUGAAGUUUUAAGCUUUUUUCUCAUAGGCACGUGAACGCUUGAUGAAUGAUCCGGAAGUGCAAGAAAUUCUGCGCGAUCCUGGAAUGCGUAUCCUUUUAGAACAGAUGAGCCAGGUGCGUUUUUCUCUUCUCCGGACUGUUUCUCAUUAUACACUUCCAUCACUACAUUCAAAGACUUUUAGGAUCCCGGAGCGGUUAGAGAGCAUCUCCAGAACCCGGAAAUUCGCAAGAAACUUUUGAAACUCCGCGAUGCCGGCAUCAUCCAGAUGCGAUAA
Caenorhabditis auriculariae is the source of this 3417-nucleotide messenger RNA. NCBI's taxonomy places the organism in Eukaryota, Metazoa, Nematoda, Chromadorea, Rhabditida, Rhabditidae. The record is from the annotation of a GenBank genome assembly.